AUGGGUAAGGGUGCAGCAAAGUAUGGCUAUAAGAGCGGAAUUCUUCCAUCAACGAGACGAAUCUUGAAAAAUCCAACUGUGAACCAAACGGGUAUACUUGAAAGAGUCAAAGAAGCCAAGCCUAAGGGUAUCAAUGGUGUCGGUUAUGCUAAGGGUAUCAAACAUCCAAAAGGAUCUCAUAGAAAUCCACCUCCAUUGAAAUUCAUUGAUGUGGAGGAAGUUAUCUAUAACACGGUGAAACCUAAGAGUGAAAAUACUACGGCUGCUAGUGAACAGCAGUUAUUGAAGCAGAAUCAAGCAGAGUUGCGUAGAAAAUAUUUGAGUGAGUCUUUACGUAACGAAGAACAAAGAUUAUUAAAGCAGGAAGAGCUAUUGAAGAAGAAAGAAAGGGUACUACAAGAACAGAGAGAAGCCGAAUUGAAAGAGCUUAACAAAGAACGUUCGAGUAACUUGACCAUUCCAACAUUGGAGGGCAUUAUGAAUCAACCGCUUAUGAGACAAAGGACUGCCGAAGAGCAAGAAAUUCUGGAUUUGAAGAGAAAGCACAACAAGGAAUUGAUUGAAUUCAAGGCUAAAGAACGCAAACUUGCCAACUUGGUACAGCUUUGUCAUGCAGCAGACCAUUUCAUUGUGACAGAAGAACAACUGGUGGCCAGUGUAGAAAAGGCAUUCGCCUCGGACAACCAAGAUGUAUUAAGAAAUAAGUUGUCUUUGUCGACUUCUCAACAAACAGCAAGAAACGAAGGUGAAAUUUCGGAUGCAUUAUUUGGUACUUUGGGCAACGGCAAAUACGUAGGUUUGCCAAUUGUGAAGGAAUUUUUAUCUGGUGAGAUGGAACAAUUUAACCAGGAAAUUAAUACCAAAUUGGAUGAAUUAACUAAACAAGCGGAAGAACGUAAAGACUCUGUCCUUUGA
Molecule: messenger RNA, 915 nt
Organism: Kluyveromyces lactis
Lineage: Eukaryota; Fungi; Ascomycota; Saccharomycetes; Saccharomycetales; Saccharomycetaceae
Gene: PET123
Product: mitochondrial 37S ribosomal protein PET123
Exons: 1
Coding region: 1-915 (304 amino acids)
Source: RefSeq, a predicted model, not a curated record